This is a messenger RNA of Erpetoichthys calabaricus (reedfish), 1431 nucleotides long. RefSeq lists its product as uncharacterized. The transcript has 11 exons. Lineage: Eukaryota; Metazoa; Chordata; Cladistia; Polypteriformes; Polypteridae. The record is from RefSeq and is a predicted model, not a curated record. The coding region runs from base 1 to 1431 and encodes 476 amino acids.
AUGGCUGACCCUAAUGGCAAAAAUCAGAAGUCUCUGUUUUUUGUGUCUUUACCUGAAUUUCGAAAACUGUGCACUGUGAGGAUAUCGUUCUCAAGUAACUCUUCAAACAAUGACAUUAGAAGUAAACAGAUGAAAAUAUGCAGAGAACUUGUGCUCCUUUUCCCUGGCAUUCUUGUUUCUCCAGGGCAAGAAACCUGUAGUGAACUGAUCACAAUAAUGUCUACACAGUUUUUUAAAACUGGAAACAUGCAGGCCUACACUCAAAGACAUGAAGUUCAGAUGGAUUCUCCUAAAAGAGUUUUUCCUGGUGAGCUUCAGACAUGCCUGACAUAUACACUUAUAGCAAGACUUGCUCCGAACUGGAACAAAGCUGGACAUUUACUUAUUCAAGGAGUGAAUUUUAUGACAGAAAGUGGAAAACAGAAUGCUAUUGACAUGGAACUGAAUGUUACUGAAACUCAGCUCUGUAUAAGCGUGGAGGUUAAUACUAUUCGUUUGCCACCAGCAAAGAUGGAAGACUUUGACAUUUUUGUGAAUUCCCUAAGAGACUUCAUGAAUGACAGAAAUUCUGAAAUUCCAGAGUUCUCCUUGAGUAACAACUGGUGUUAUGUAUUACCAAGUUUGAAGAUGGGUCAAAUAAUGAAAAUCAGUCAUACAUUUUCCCCGGAAUGUCCUUUUCAGUCAUAUGAGGAGAUUAAAUUACACUGGGACAAUCUGUAUGGCUACAAGCUACCCCAAAAUGAAGAAAUCUAUUGCAAUGUGUACUUCAAACUUAUUGGAGAAAAGUUGUUCACGUAUCCUUUGAGUGUUUCCCAGUGCAGGCCAUUCAGUCUUACCCAUAAUACUUUCGACAAAACCUUUUUGACACAGCUGCCUUACAACUAUCUAGAUUAUCCAUCCGGAAAUAAAACUGUGAAACCAUAUACUCAGCCGAUGCAAUGCUCAUCUCAGCCACCUCCAAAAUCUACUGUGGAAUGCACAUCUAACUAUGUAUGUAGAAGUCAAAGUGAAGAAAGGAGAAUUACACCUAGGUUUGACCUUUCAACAGCAUUUUUCUACAGAGCAAAAAGCAGAAUGAUUCCAGUUUUUCAUACCAACGCAUAUCAAAAGACCCCUGAUGAUACUAAGUUUUUACUUGAAAAGAAAGAGACAGUUUCUUUGGAAACAUCCAGCCAAACUAAAAGCACAUUCUCUGAAGAAAAUAAGAGAUGUCGCCCACAUUUGCAAAGGCCACAUUCGUAUGCCAAACCUGCAAAUAUUCCACUAAAACUAAGUACUAAAUGUUUACAGAAUGCCAAUAUAUAUAGUUCAUCCUGCAGUAGUUGUGAUGAAAGAGCCUCAGUCAUAAUGACACAAGGUCAUAGCACCUUAAGCAUACAUUCAGAUCUCCAGACAUCUAAAGACAAAAGCAAGGACACUGGUGGAAGUUAA